This is a messenger RNA of Zerene cesonia (dogface butterfly), 2706 nucleotides long. It is a transcript of the gene Snm1, whose product is annotated as DNA cross-link repair 1A protein. Lineage: Eukaryota; Metazoa; Arthropoda; Insecta; Lepidoptera; Pieridae. The record is from RefSeq and is a predicted model, not a curated record. Gene Ontology annotation, molecular function: damaged DNA binding; 5'-3' DNA exonuclease activity. Gene Ontology annotation, biological process: interstrand cross-link repair; protection from non-homologous end joining at telomere; double-strand break repair via nonhomologous end joining. The transcript has 12 exons. The coding region runs from base 142 to 2559 and encodes 805 amino acids.
UUUGUGCGAAAGCGAAAUAUACUAAAUAUUAUUGUAUGAAUAUUAAUAUUUACAGUAUUAAUGGUUCAGCUUUCAAUGUGUAUUAAAUUUUUCAGGCUAUACUUCUACUACAUACUUAACGAUUAGUAUGGUUAUUAGAAAAUGUACGAAGAUGAUAUUGAUAAUUACAUACCAUCACUUUUAAAUCCUCGCUCUGUAAAAAAAUUAAGCAGUGAUCUACCUCUGACUCAGAAUUCAAUAAAAAGUCGAUGCUCAUUAUCUUUGAAGAAAAAUAGUGUUGCAAGCAAGACCAAGAAAAAUUUAAAUAAGGUAUUCUUACAAGAUAAAGAAAAUUUAUGUAAAAAUGCAACAUAUGACCAAAUUGGUAAGAAAAAAGAAUACCCAAUAAAGAGAUUGGAAGAUGAAGAAACACUCCAACUUUCUGCUAUUGAAGAUUUGCCUUUUCUUAACGAUCACCAGUCCUCGUCUAGUGACAUUGUUGUACCUCUAGUCUGCAAUGGAACCAAAACUGAUGAUAAUAAUAAUUCAUUGAAAUCUGUGUCCUCUGGAACAGAAUUGAGUUAUGGAGAUAAUAAAAGUGAUGAUACACUCAUCUAUAAUAUAGACAUAAAACCAUCUUACACUGUGUGUUUUUCUGUAAAUAACACUAACAAUGUAGAACUAAGUACAAAGAAUAGUAAUAUUAAGCAUGUAUCAGUGACAAAUGCCAAAAAUAACAUGAGUUUUGAAUGUGAAAUUAUUGAGGUCUCAGAUGAAUCAAUGGAAAUAGAGACGGUACAAGAAGUAUUGCCACAUAAAAAAAGUCUGUCAAAGCGAACAUCUGUUGCUGUCAAUGUAGAAAUUAAAAAGCAAAAAUUGUCACAGCAAACUGCAGGAGAAGAAAAUAAAGUUCUUAUUUUGAACACAAAUGAUGCUAAAAAGCUGUCAGAUGUCAAUGUGCAGCCAACAAAUUAUAAAUUGUUGAAGCAAAAAAUUAAAGACCAAAAUAAAUAUAUUGCUGCCACCAGGAAGUCUGCAUCCCAAGCCAGAAUCAGGAAUGGGAAGGCAGUGCAUGAUAAAUUAAAGCAGAAGUCUAUAGAUUGUUAUUUUUCUAAUGUGCUAAAGGUCAAGAAGUUAGUUGAUGUGAAUGGUUCAGUAGAUUUGAUUAAGGAUGGUGGUGGUUUAACAGAUAAGAUCUUAGCUCAGGAUGAUUCACAUGACAUGAGUAAAAACUUGUGUAUAACUUCUAUUAAACAUGAUGCUACUGCUCAAUCUACGAAAGCCAGUAGAAAGAACAAUGAAAUUGUCAAAUCAGCAAGGAAGUUGUCGCACCGAUCGAUGUCUCCCAGGAUUGACAUUAAGGAAUCGGAGGCGACACAGUUUUCAAAAGUGAAAAAUGAGAGUAUCGGCUCUUACUCACCGAGGAAGAUUGUUGAGUCUAUACAGUUUCAUUUGCCAGUCAAAUCUAAAUCGAAUAAAACAUCAACUGUGACCAGAAUAAUACCAAAUUAUAAAAUAGUUGCAGGGACACAUUUUGCGGUGGAUGCAUUUGCCUAUGGAGAUAUUCCAAAUGUUAAACAUUAUUUCCUCACACAUUUCCAUUCAGAUCAUUAUUCAGGAUUGAAGAAGAAUUUUAACAAAUUGCUGUUUUGUUCAAAAAUUACAGCCGACUUGUGCGUAUCACGAUUGGGAGUGAAUAUAAAGCACAUUCAUAUUAUGAAUGUUGAUGAGUCCAUUAAAAUUGAUGGGGUCGAAGUUAUGGCUGUUGAUGCAAAUCAUUGUCCAGGGGCAGUAAUGUUGGUGUUCACUCUACCCAGUGGCAAGACCUUGCUUCAUACAGGGGACUUCAGGGCGUCUCCCAUUAUGGAGUCCUAUCCUGUGUUUUGGAAUAGGGAUAUUCACACCAUAUACUUGGAUACUACCUACUGUAACCCGCGGUACGAUUUUCCCACUCAAGACCAAAGCUUGGAAAUGGCGCUAUACCACCUGCGACAAAAGAAGACCAUAUUGGAGAAAACUGGCAAGAAGUUCUCGUCGGUACUCAUCGUUUGCGGCACUUACACUAUUGGCAAGGAGAAGUUCUUCCUCGGCAUGGCGCGGCGCGUGGGCUGCACGGUGUGGGCGUGCCCCGAGAAGGACCGCGUGCUGCAGGCGGUGGAGGGCCGCAGCUUCAGCCACGCGCCGCCGCACUCGUGCCAGCUGCACGUCGUGCCCAUGCGCGACCUCACGCACGAGAAGUUAAAAAGCUACCUAGACAGUCUUCAAGGUGCGUUCAGUGAGGUGGUGGCGUUCAAGCCCAGCGGGUGGGAGAAUGGGAAAAAUUCUUGUGUCGAAAAGGAUUCCGUUACCAUAUAUGGCAUUCCGUACAGUGAACAUUCCAGUUUCUCAGAGAUGAUACGAUUUGUGAAGUUUUUGAAACCGAAGCAAGUGGUGCCCACCGUCGACAUAUCCGGGGGGAUCAAGUCUGUACAGAAAUACUUCCCUUGCCCGCUGGUGUGCAAAGAAGAUAUCCAGAGCCAAAGCAAGGUGACAGACUACUUUAGUUUGCAGAAAGCGCAUCAAGUGGCCGCCGUUACAUGAAAUAGUUUAAUGAGAUUCAAAAUUACGACCUAUGCUGCCAUUACUUCGACUGUGAUGUAUUUUUGAUGUUUUUAUUUUAGUAUUAUAAAUAUAAUUUAUGAAAAUGUUAUUUUCUUUGCGAUGAUUUAAUUAAAAUUUUGAUACCUA